AUGAGCAAUAGCACAAGACGUGAAUUCACAGUUGGGAAUGACUUCCUUGACGAUGAUUCAUCUGACGGCGAAUGCGAAAGCAACGUAGGCAGUUUCAUCCAAACUUUCUCAACCGGCGACGGGAUUCUCCCAGAGAAUCUGGCACAAGACGUUCACGAUCAAGUCAAAGAAUCGCGACGAAAAACAACAAGCAUAGGAAGAAGCACUAUAGCUUCGCUACCAAAACUGCUCAAGUCUUCAGUGUACAACCGAGGAUCGGACAUCAAAGAUCGAGCGGAUGAAGGCACCCCUGGCCCAAUAGUGACUAGAGGAGCCCCGAAUAGAGCCAGGCAAAUGUCACUUCACCGCUUGGACAGGGACGAUGUCCGUCUGGUACAUACUAGUUCGAGUGUCACCACUCCAAAGCAAUCAACCAGGACCAGCCAUUUCGAAGCCACACCCCCAAGUGAAGAGAGAGAACGAGCUGGUCAGUUCUCUUCUCCGAACAGUGGCGAAUAUCAACAUACACCUUUACCCAUGAGUCCAAAACUCCAAGGCGAGCAUAGACGAAAUACGUCCGAGAGUACGCUCGCCGACUCGGUCAUCAACGCUCACCUCAUGACGCUACGUGCACUCGAGUCACGAGCCGUUCCGAAAACAGAAAUGUCGCCUCCGUAUGGAUACACGUACUUGCGAUCGGCCACGACCUCUUACUUCCCGAGAUGGUCUUCCUCUAGCAGUCAGCGCAUGGCAAUGUCGCCUUUGCUGUCGGCCAACGGCGAUGGUUUUGCAUAUCUACCAUCGCUUUUUAUCAGGACACCGUACUCUUCCGACACGGAAGAGGACUAUUUUACCGCAAAGUCACAGUCUCAACGGGACUACUCACAAAGUGGCAUGUGCGGCCAAGCUCGGGAGGAAUACACAAGGCUGGGUAGUGUUGGUGGAGUGGAAGAGCUUGGAACACCUUAUGAUGGCCACAAGGGCAAUCACAUGCUCGGGUUAAAUCCCAGCGAGCAAGACGGCAUUUCCAGAAGCCAGUUUCACUGCAGCGAAAACACACCGGGGGUUGUAAAAAGGGAUGCUGUGCCCAGAAAAGAGGGCACACAAAGUGUGGUUUGGCUGAGAUUACAGAGGUAUGGUUGGGGGAAAAGCAGCGACGACGUGAUGCAGAAAAAGAUGAUUCGCGUCAUCGUGCCGGGUACAUGUUCCCUUGAUGGCUCAAGUGGCCUCGAGAAGACGCCAACGCCGAAGGAAAGCCCAGCACCUUUUGACGACAAGUGUUUUGCGAAACACCUCCAAGCAGGCCACCGCAAGCUGGUGGGGUCUUGGGUUCGCCGUACAUUCGGUGCUCGCAGACUACGUGCCAUACGCCUCAGGCAAUGUAGUAUCUGGAGCGGGAACCCAACCUGGACUAGCAUACCAAGCAUAGACGGGCUGCUAGCAAGAGGAGAUGGGAUCGAUGAUAUGGAAGAAACCAAAUCUUCACUGACAGAAGUAGGAUUGAUGAAGCUGUUCAGAGACCCAAACGCGGGGGAAGCAAGGUAUGCAUGGGUUCACUGGGCAAGACAGGUGGCUGCAUCCAACUCAUCGCAUCGCCCUCCCUAUCAACACACGUAUCCCCGUGUUGCAGAUUCAAGCCGCCCUCUACCGUCAAUGGUUACGGCAAUCGAGUUUCUGUACGCACCGUGCACAUUCCGCAUUCUGGUUGCACUGGCACUUGGCUUUCUCGCCUGUGUUAUGGCGGCAUUGCUGUGGAUCUUCACCGGCCCUGGUGUAUCGGGCACGGAGCGAGAUGGCGAGAGAAUGAUGGGGGAGCGUGUCGGAGGCGGAAUGGGGAUUGGUGUCAUGGUGCUGCUAAUGGAAGGGGUGGUGUUUUGGACGUGGAUUGUGUUUAGUUAA
This is a messenger RNA of Exserohilum turcica Et28A, 1878 nucleotides long. RefSeq lists its product as uncharacterized. The coding region runs from base 1 to 1878 and encodes 625 amino acids. The transcript has a single exon. The record is from RefSeq and is a predicted model, not a curated record. NCBI's taxonomy places the organism in Eukaryota, Fungi, Ascomycota, Dothideomycetes, Pleosporales, Pleosporaceae.